Messenger RNA from Nilaparvata lugens (brown planthopper), 2588 nucleotides. RefSeq lists its product as uncharacterized. NCBI's taxonomy places the organism in Eukaryota, Metazoa, Arthropoda, Insecta, Hemiptera, Delphacidae. The coding region runs from base 351 to 830 and encodes 159 amino acids. The transcript is spliced from 3 exons. The record is from RefSeq and is a predicted model, not a curated record.
AUGCGGCUCUAGUUCGUCUGGCGUUCUUAUCGUGACACCUUUAAAAGCGAAUUUUCUCGCGAUGUUCUCUCAGUUGUGUGUUGAUAGUGACUAGUUGGGCAUCUUGGUUUCAGGCCAAGUAGGUAUGUGGUCCAAAGUUCGCAUGAAGCCAAUAUAGUUUUGUAGAAGUUAUUGUGUUUACUAUCAGGACUUCACCAACCACGUGUUCCCAAUAUCAAAGUAUUAUCGACCUACGUUUGGUAUUUAAAGUUAUUUCGGGAUUUCUGACCUGUGUUGUAUCCUGAGAACGUGUGAACCCUGUUGAGGAAAAACUUUGCCAUUUCUUAUAAUCGUAUCCUCAGAGAACCAUCAUGAUGAAUCAUCUCGUUUGUUUACCGGACGGAAAGUGGCCGCUGAUUCUGAGCUGCGGCGCCCUAGUGCUGACGGUGGGCUCCCUGAUAGCCAUCAGUGUGUCGCUGGAGACGGCCUACAUGUGGCUGCUGGUCGUCCUCAUGGCCACGCUCUUCCUCACCACAUUCACCUGCUCUCCCAAGCGGACGCAGAUUGUCGAGCCGGAAUCAGCUGAGGUUUCCGGUUCCCAGCCUUUUUGGAUAGUCGAUCUGCCACCGACGUACGCACACGUGAUAGGCUCAGCUACACCGCCUCCCAGCUACGCGGCCAUCCACCAUCUGCCACCAAAGUACGAGGAGAUCAAGGUCGACCUCAGGGACCCCAACCUCUACCGGUACUCACUGGCGCAUCAGCUCGAAAACAACAUGUUUGACAACUUCCAUCGUGCUCAAAGAAACUCGGCCAAUCGAGCCAGUCUGGCCAGUGUGCAUUCCACUUGAUGAGGCUGGUCACACACUGAUCGAACAAAUGUUUUUUGAAAAGUUUUGUUGAGACAGUCUGGCCAGUGUGCACUCCACUUGAUAAGGCUGGUCACACACUGAUCUAACAAAUGGUUUUUGGAAGGUUUUGUUGAGACAGUCUUGCCAGUGUGCACUCCACUUGAUGAGGCUGGACACACACUGAUCGAACAAAUGUUUUUUGAAAAGUUUUGUUGAGACAGUCUGGCCAGUGUGCACUCCACUUGAUAAGGCUGGUCACACACUGAUCUAACAAAUGGUUUUUGGAAGGUUUUGUUGAGACAGUCUUGCCAGUGUGCACUCCACUUGAUAAGGGCUGGUGACACACUGAUAAAAAAACAAUUCUUGAAGAAACGUUUCGCACAGAGACGCCGCAACCCUAUCAUGCAUUUGAAUGAAUCUACAACAUUUACAGAAUGAAUCUGCAUUUGAAUGCAUCAUUAUCUACAGUAGCUUGAGAUGCGUUGUUCUGUAUGGAGACGACACCUUGGUAUGGAAAAACACCUUGUAUAGUUUUUGGAUUUUUCUGCGAUUACCUCACAGCUAAAUUGCUCAGAGUAGAUUGUAGAAAACCAUGUUUUGUACUGAGAAUGUCCAAUGUAAAUGUGAUCGCAUUUAGAAUUUAAUACUUCCACAUGACUUACAGAAUCUGUAGAAAGCUAGAUUGAAUAUAGAUUUCAAUAUAGAAAUAAUGCUUAAACGAAUAAUUGAAGGUUUUUAUUUGUUUUUGGAUGAGUGAUGGAUCUAUAUGAGCCCCAUGCUGCUGCUUUGUUUCUUAGAUUGAAUUCAACACUUGCAAACUCAAUUUUAAUUUCAAAAAUUUGAUUGAUGGUAGAACUGAAGCAUAAUGAGUUUUUCCCUGUUUUUUUUUUUUUUCUAAAAAUGACGUCCUUAUGAGCAGCAUGCUUCUACCUUUUUGAAAGGACGGUAGAGAGAAGAGAUUCAAAUAUACUUUGGCUGAUUACAAUAUUCAAUAUUGUAAUCGUUCUGGAAAUGUUCUAUGUGGGAACGAAUCAGUGGAUAUAUAGUAUAAAAUGGAAUGUAUCCUAGAAUAAGUUUGUAAUGAAUGUUAUUGAUGAUGUUAUGUAUAGAGUAUAUAGAUUUUGUUAACUGUGUCUUAACUGUUGUAAGGUAUUAAAUUUACCUUACAGCAUAUUAGAGAAUGUUGUGCCUUACUUCAUUGAUCUUCGCAUCUAAUCUGUUCAAAAUUUCAAUAAUUACAAAUUUGUAACACUGUUGAGCGUUUUUUAGAAUAUUAUUUUGAUUGUGUUUGUUACAAUCAGUAGAAAUAUUCAUCAUUAUUUUCAAAGAGCUUUAUAUUUUGACUUCUUACUGGUUUGAAGAAAUUAAAUUGUAAACAUUGUAAAACAAUGUUUUGGCUGAACUUUCUUCAUAGAAAACUCAUGACCAAGAACAUUCCCCCUAUAUUUAUUUUUCUCAAAUUUUAUCAUCAUUUGAACAUUGUUUUAAAGAAAGAUCAAUGUUUUAAGAAACAAGAUUGGACAGUGAACUAUUGAUAUUAUUUGUUUUUCACAAGUUAAUUUUUGUAUUUGUUCAAAACUUGUAUGGAAUGUAUAAAAACUUGUUUCUUUUUGUUAAUAAUAUGGAACUGUUGUUCUUGGGAUCAAUUUCUGUGCAUUUUUAUUUUAGAAACAUGAACUCUCUUUUAGAGCCUGAAGAUUGGUGGUUUUAUAGAAUCUUCUUCAUUCUGAAUGCUUCAAAUUCACUCCCAUCUCUCCC